Messenger RNA from Myotis davidii, 3581 nucleotides. It is a transcript of the gene CPNE4, whose product is annotated as copine 4. NCBI's taxonomy places the organism in Eukaryota, Metazoa, Chordata, Mammalia, Chiroptera, Vespertilionidae. Bases 503 to 2176 code for a protein of 557 amino acids. Gene Ontology annotation, molecular function: calcium-dependent phospholipid binding. The transcript is spliced from 16 exons. The record is from RefSeq and is a predicted model, not a curated record. Gene Ontology annotation, biological process: cellular response to calcium ion. Gene Ontology annotation, cellular component: plasma membrane.
CCCCCAGGGGGCGCUCGCGCGGAGGUUUCCCAACUAGUAUCUCGCGGGUUGCUGGGCGCAUGGGUUUCGUCAGAAGGUGGAAAUCUCUCUGAGAAGCUGCCAUCUCCCCGCCACCCGCUCGCCUCCCCUACUCUCUUCCCUUCCUUCCUUCCUGGCUCCUCUCCGCUCCCUCCCUCCCCCGGUACCUGCCACUUUACUCUGAGUUCACUGAGGACCAGGCUGCUCCCCGCAACGUUUUCUCCUUUCCCCAGCCCCCAUCACCAAGAAUGGAGUCAGGGUUUCCGGAGAGACCAAACUCUCCUCCCAGCAUCUUUUCCAUCCGCUGCUUUUAAACUGGUUCGGAGGACGAGGGGGCGGGGGGAGGGAAGCCCGAGCCCCCCGCACCACUCCACACCGACCACCUCCACUCCAAAGCCGGAUUUUGCAUUUUGCAUCCUGGGGGCGGGGCAGGCCGGUCCCGGGCCGAAUUCUCUUUCUACUCCUCGAGGUUGGCACACCCAGAAUGAAGAAGAUGAGCAACAUUUACGAGUCGGCGGCCAACACGCUGGGGAUCUUUAACAGCCCCUGCCUGACCAAAGUGGAGCUGCGUGUGGCCUGCAAGGGCAUUUCCGACAGAGAUGCCCUCUCCAAACCAGACCCCUGCGUCAUCCUCAAGAUGCAGUCGCACGGGCAGUGGUUCGAGGUUGACAGAACAGAGGUGAUUCGCACCUGCAUAAACCCAGUGUAUUCAAAACUGUUUACUGUGGACUUUUACUUUGAAGAGGUGCAGCGCCUGCGGUUUGAGGUCCAUGACAUCAGCAGCAACCACAAUGGGCUGAAAGAGGCUGACUUUCUUGGUGGCAUGGAGUGCACACUUGGCCAGAUUGUUUCCCAGAGGAAGCUGUCCAAAUCCUUGCUGAAGCAUGGGAACACGGCAGGGAAGUCCUCCAUCACGGUGAUUGCUGAAGAAUUAUCCGGCAAUGAUGACUAUGUUGAACUUGCAUUCAACGCGCGGAAAUUGGAUGACAAGGAUUUCUUCAGUAAAUCUGACCCAUUUCUGGAAAUUUUUCGUAUGAAUGAUGAUGCAACUCAGCAGCUUGUACACCGAACUGAGGUUGUGAUGAAUAACUUAAGCCCAGCCUGGAAAUCAUUCAAAGUAUCAGUAAAUUCCCUAUGCAGUGGAGAUCCAGACCGCCGGCUAAAGUGCAUAGUAUGGGACUGGGACUCCAACGGCAAACAUGACUUCAUUGGAGAAUUCACCUCGACAUUCAAGGAGAUGAAGGGAGCAAUGGAAGGGAAGCAGGUGCAGUGGGAGUGCAUCAACCCCAAGUACAAAGCCAAGAAGAAGAAUUAUAAGAACUCGGGCAUUGUGAUUUUGAAUCAAUGCAAGAUCCACAAGAUGCAUUCUUUCUUGGAUUACAUCAUGGGUGGCUGCCAAAUCCAGUUUACAGUCGCUAUAGACUUCACGGCCUCCAACGGGGACCCCAGGAACAGCUGUUCCCUGCACUACAUCCACCCUUACCAGCCCAACGAGUACCUGAAGGCCUUGGUGGCUGUCGGGGAGAUUUGCCAAGACUAUGACAGUGACAAAAUGUUCCCAGCCUUUGGAUUUGGUGCCAGGAUACCCCCAGAGUACACGGUCUCUCAUGACUUCGCAAUCAACUUUAAUGAAGACAACCCAGAAUGUGCAGGAAUUCAAGGAGUUGUGGAAGCCUAUCAGAGCUGCCUUCCGAAGCUCCAACUCUAUGGUCCCACCAACAUCGCCCCCAUCAUUCAGAAGGUCGCCAAGUCAGCAUCAGAAGAGACGAACACCAAGGAGGCAUCGCAAUACUUCAUCCUGCUGAUUCUGACCGACGGCGUCAUCACAGACAUGGCCGACACCCGGGAGGCCAUCGUCCACGCCUCCCACCUCCCCAUGUCGGUCAUCAUCGUGGGAGUGGGCAACGCUGACUUCAGUGACAUGCAGAUGCUGGACGGCGACGACGGGAUCCUGAGGUCACCCAAGGGAGAGCCUGUCCUUCGAGACAUCGUUCAGUUCGUGCCCUUCAGGAACUUCAAACACGCAUCUCCAGCUGCCCUGGCAAAGAGCGUGUUGGCUGAAGUCCCAAACCAAGUCGUGGACUAUUACAACGGCAAAGGGAUUAAGCCAAAAUGUUCAUCAGAAAUGUAUGAGUCUUCCAGGACACUAGCACCAUGAACUCCACGCACUUUUACAGAGUUCCGAAAUACUACUCCUGCUACUACUUACUACUUCUACUGCUCCUGUACUUUAAAAAGCCACACAUUUAAAAAAAAACUAGCACGUUUUGGUGAUUUUUAACUAACUGGCCAUUUUUUUUCUUUUUUGCAUGUGUAGCCCUAAGGCCUGGAUCUGGUAAGCCCUGUAUUGUUAAAGACUUUUUACAAAGACACACAAAUAAUUUCAACUUACUCUUUACAUUACAGCAUGUCGACUUGAAAUAAAAUGGUAUCUGUAUCUGUUUUUUAUACAGGUUUGUUGAAAUUUUGCUAAAUUUCUUAUUAUCUUUACACUGUAAAGCAUUUUGAAACAACUACUGAACGUUGAUAGCCAAAACAUAUUUGGUUUUAUCUGCUACAGGAUGAGAGACUUUUCAAAAUGGUAGAUGCAUGGACUGUAUUUUGCAUGUUUAAAAAACAAAAUAAAACAAAACACAACGCCCACACUGUUUUUGCAGUUGUUAUCUAUAAUUCAUCCCUGCUGAGAAUGGUCUCUCUGCUGAUGAAGAGACGUAGUCACCUAGGAGUAGUCUUCUUGAUGGGGGGUCUGGGAACUUAGCCCAGCACCUCUCACACUUUGCUGGGGAUCUUGCCAAAAUUGGGACCAUGAUGCCAUAGGUAUGCAUAGGCCCAAGAUUCUGCCGCUCUGACAAGGUCCCAGGGCAAGCAUGUCAAACUCCAAGGCUAACACGGGCUAAAUAAACGAGGCAUGCGGCCCACAGGCCGCGAGUUUGACAUGCUUGUCUCAGGGCAUGCCAGUGCAGUCCUCAUAUUGCACUGAGAGUACUGAGGUUCUGGACUUUAGGGUGUGAUUGUAGAGACCAUCUGAACCAGGGCGGACCCUAGUCUGCUUGAGAAUGGCACCUCUUCCCCAUCAGUAGCACAAAGGUUGCCUGUCUCUGAGGAGGGAGUAGAAAGUAGUGAGACUGAUUCCAGAAGCUGCACACCCCACAUCAGCCUCACUGCUUUGUAGUCCCACCUCUUCCUUAAACAGAUGAGGGAGUAUUCCCCUGGCCGGCUCCUACCCUCUUAAAGGAGGCAUCUCUCUCCUUGCAUGAAUGAUGCCAUGUUUACAUCAACCCCAAAGAAUGACCUCGAAAAGUCUUCAGUAGAACCGUGACAAUGGAGACUUGGCCGUGGCAAGGGGCUGUGCGGUGUCGCUCCCCAGAAAUGUGGCCCACCGAGUUGAUUUUUAAGCUGAGUGUGGGGUUUCUUUUUGCCUCUUUUUAAUCACUCCUGAGAGCAAACUUGAUCAGCAGAAAUGCCUAGGAUCAUUGUUUUAGGUGGUGGUGUUUUGUUUUGAUAUAAAAUGGCCAGUUUUGAACCAGAAGAAUGAAUGUCUCACUUAUAUAAUCUUCUCACAG